UUGUACUUGAACUCUGACUGACUUGACACUCACGGUAGGAAUGGCGGCUAAGAUUACUAGAGGAAGGAACCCAAAGACCAUGAAACUUUACUUCUAACGGCCCCGCAGAGGAAUUUGUUUCUCGCGAAACGCAGAAACACAAUUCUACAACUGAUUAAAGGGUGAAGGAGCGCUUUUACAUGAGACUGACGGGGUAGAUGCCCAGACUGAAAAGGUGGACGCACUUUGCGACUUGCUAGUUAGCUUAACGUUAGAGCCACUGACUUUGAUUCAAGGUAGCUGUUAGCUCGCUGUACCACUAGCCAGCUGUUGGAUACUUGGCUUGGCUGGCCCAACAAGUUAACUAAGUGGUUAACUGUAUGAAAGCAUUCACAUUUCCAUUUUUUGAAUGGUGAUCACCUCUUUUAGUCAGCGGAUAAUAUUACGGAUUUUUAUAGAGAGCGGGAUCAGACUACAGCAAGUCCACAAAGCGCGGUGUGAACAUUAUUAUUGCUAACCCCAACGUUAGCUAGUGCAGUAACGCUAGCUAAGUUGGGAUACUGAAGUCUCGCCCGUUUUUUGCAUCCUGCCCCAGCCAUUGGCUAAGGGCUAAUCAACAGCCAACUAGUCUGGUUUUGAGGUCAGAUUGGUACUACGAUGGAAAGUCUAACAUUGAGUGAUAUCGAGCAGAAAUAUUACUCGGAUUUGUUCGUUUACUGCGACACGGACAACACCAAAAAAGUGGCUUCCAAUGGGAGAGUUCUUGACCUUUUCCGGGCGGCCCAGCUACCCAGCGAAGUUGUCCUGCAGAUCACAGAGCUAUGUGGUGCCACUCGGCUGGGUCACUUCGGGCGGAGCCAGUUCUACAUCGCUCUGAAGCUCAUUGCCAUUGCCCAGUCGGGUCUGCCCCUGAGGGUGGAGAGCCUCAACUCGGUCAAAGACCUGCCGCUGCCCAGGUUCGUGGUGGGGAAGAAUGAGGCGGAGGCGAGGCACGCGGUGCUGUACCAGGACACGGACAGCCAGGGGUUGUACCCUGCCUCUGCCACCGCAGUCAUACCCAGACCACCAGGCAGGGGUCUCCAGAACAAGAAAGGUCCCCCAUCAUCCACUUCACUUCCUGUCCACGAGGUCAUCCAGCCCCUGGCACCCAGCAUAGAGCCUCAGCCCGAGCCAACGUCCCCGGUGGUCUCCCCUCACCAGUCUCCCCCCACCUCCCCUCACUCUUGGAGGAAACACAAGCGGCAGCACAGCGGAGGAAACGCAGACAGACAGCCGGUGGUGGCUGCAACCGGAGCUGUGUGGACGCAGUUCAGAGAGCCACAAGCAGGUCCAGUGCCCGGGGAGGGAAUGUGGUCGUCCCACUCGCCGCCUCCUCCAGGUCAGGAAAGUUGGGUCAGUUUCACAGCAGACACCCCGCCAUCCAGCACGCUCCCAGCAAUGCAUCCCUCUUCAGUCCAGGAAAGCACAACGAUACGAACAGUGGCCUCAGCAGCAACAACCAAUGAGAUCCAGCGGCAGUCCAGCGGCUAUGACGAUCCGUGGAAGAUCACGGAUGAGCAGAGACAGUAUUAUAUUAACCAAUUCAAAACGAUCCAGCCAGACCUCACCGGCUUCAUACCUGGUUCAGCCGCAAAAGAGUUCUUCACCAAAUCAAAACUACCAAUCUUAGAGUUGUCACACAUUUGGGAGCUGUCAGACUUCGAUAAAGACGGAGCGCUGACCCUGGAUGAGUUCUGCGCUGCCUUCCACCUGGUCGUGGCUAGGAAGAACGGCUACGACCUCCCUGAGAAGCUGCCCGAGAGCUUGAUGCCAAAGCUGAUUGACCUGGAUGACUCAGCAGAGGUCCCGGAGCCGACUGCUGACGUCGGAUACUCGGGCUCGCCGGUGGAGGUCACCCCCAGUAAAUCUCCCUCCAUGCCUUCACUCAACCAGGCCUGGCCAGAGAUGAACCAGAGCAACGAGCAGUGGGAGACGUUUAGCGAGCGCUCCUCCAGCUCACAAACUCUGACCCAAUUUGACUCUAACAUUGCACCAGCUGACCCUGACACGGCCAUCGUCCACCCAGUCCCCAUUCGGAUGACGCCCAGUAAGAUCCACAUGCAGGAGAUGGAGCUGAAGAGGACUGGCAGCGAUCACAACCACCCCACCAGUCCACUGCUGGCCAAACCUCCCGAACUGUCUGAAGAAGUCAAAUUACCUGCCUCCAUGAAGUUUGUAGCCGCCAACACUGUAGGUGAUGGUUACAGCAGUUCAGACUCCUUCACCUCAGACCAGGAGCCAAUCACCAGACAAAGGUCUCAGUCGGGGACGUCUCCCGAGGCCCUGAAGGUGGUAGCCCCGCCUCCGCCGCCACCCCGGCCCCACCCCUCGCACUCUCGCUCGUCAUCUCUCGACAUGAACCGCACCUUCGCCGCCACGUCCGCACCAGGACAACCGCAGCCUUCCACGAUAGCUUACGCGCCUGCUGUGCCACCUCGACCGCUGCCCACACAGACUUCAGCACCACACACCGGGCAUCGUGCAGAAGCGGAGGGCGCACCAGGAGGCGGCGCGGUGCUCACCGCCACCUCCCCCCAACAGAUUCCCCAGCAGCCCAAUUUCGCAGACUUCAGCCAGUUUCAGGCUUUCGCUGCGUCUGAACAGCCAUCCAGCCUGCCUGAGGUUGAUAUUCACAGUGAGCCUGGACAGGCGGACAAGCCGUCAGAGGGGGCCGGCCCUUUGAGGACAGUCAAGAGUGAUGGCCAAGCGGAUGAGAGAUCCUCCGCUACUGUCAACUCUGUCAAGGGCUCGUCUGGUCCGCUUGCCCCUCCUCCAAAACCUGUGCGCCGAAGGCUGAAGUCUGAAGAUGAGCUCCGACCGGAGGACGAGCAACACGGUCCACAGAAAUCAAACGUCAUAGCUGCCGUCCUGGCCACUCAGCCCUCCAUCCCCAGGUCAGUAGGAAAGGACAAAAAGGCGAUUCAAGCUUCUAUCAGAAGAAACAAGGAGACAAACACAGUGUUGGCACGACUUAACAGUGAGCUGCAGCAGCAGCUGAAGGACCUGCUUGAGGAGAGGAUAUCCCUGGAAGUCCAGCUGGAGCAGCUCAGACCUUUCUCUCAUCUUUAACCAGCGUGAGGAUGCAGACUCGGCGGUGAUUCAUCCGAAGCAAGGCUUUGGCCCUCUGUGACUCCCCUUCCAUCACUUCCUCCCUCCCUCCUUCCUUCCACCAUCUCAGCUUUCCCUGGAAGCUCCGUUAAAACUCUAAUGCUCAAUCACACACUUAAUAAUGAAAAACUGGAAGGACGUGAGUGCGAAGCCCUGCGAAGAGGAGGAGGUGACAGGAGUGCGUGGGGGCGAUUUUACAAACUGGCACUUUUCGAUUUUUCUCUAACGAGAGGAGAACGUGAGGACGGCAGCAGACUGAGAAACGGUUAGGAGCGUGUGGUCUGAAGACAAACUGCUGGUGUCCGAUUACUUUACUCUCUGAAUGACUGAAGAAGAAAGGCAGAGUGUGUUUGUCGUGUGUGUGUGUGUAUUUGUGCUCCUUUUAAGUGACUUAUUGAUGCUAGCACUAACAUGUUUAUGCUCUUGUGGGAUGCAGACUCAGUUACACCAAACUCCUAUUAAAAAUCAGGUGAAUUUAAAUAAACAGUUGAGUAUUUUGGUGGAAAUGAGCACCUUUGCUUUCCUUCUUAGAUAAGAAGAUUGUUAUCAGUCUAAUCAGCUGGGUUAAGACUGCAGUUAGCUUAGCGUAAAAUUAGUAAUUGAAUAAAAGGAAAAAAAACUGUUUGUGGUUUGAGGGGAAGUUAUAUGCUGAAAUUACUUCCCAACUCUAAGAAAGAAAACUAUGAGUGUAUUUCCCAAAAUUUCCGACUGUUCUUUUUUUAUCUCCUCACUUAAUAGCAAAACUCAUUUUCCACUGUGAUCAGAUCAACACAGCAAAUAUCGAAAACUAAAAGCUUUUCUGCUUCAAAUAUCAUCAGUGACAGUCUAUCAUCAGUGACACCAUUUUCCAAAAACAUGUCAAUAAAUAGCUCGAAGCGAAAUACUACAAUGACAAAGUCGAGGACCGUAAAAUUGACAUUCUUUUGACUGGAGUUUGGUGUGGUCGGUCGGACAGAACUUUCAGGACUUUGUGUGUGUGUGUGUUUUUGUGUUUGUGCGAGGCCUCUAAUGGCUAAAUAACCAUGGUGAAGGUUUUUUUUUUCUUUUUUCAUCCUGUGACGUGAAUUCAGCCCACCUCCCUCCUCUCGAUGCCCCUUGAAGUCUGCAUCUGUGUGUGUGUGUUUGGGAGGGAGGAUGUCACGAUUCAGUGAAUGAAUGAAUGUGCUUUGUCUUCUUUCUUCAUGUUACAGUGUUUGGGGAAUGACAUGACUGAAUGGUUUAACUUAAUGCCAAAUGACUGAACAGUCACUCUGCUCUCUCAUCUCAAUGCACCCCCUCCCCCACACACCCCCCCACCCCAGUUCCUCCAGGUGACUCGAGAUUUUUCCAGCACAGCUGCGUAUCAACAUUUCAGCUUUCUUUCCUCCUUUCUUUCUCUUGGUCGCUGCAGUUAUUUCCUAUGUUUAAUUUCAAAGCUUUUAUUCAAAACAGACAUUCACUUGAAGGGGUUUGAAGCUAUUCCAGCUGCUUGACUGCAGGGGGCGGCUUUUAUGAAGAAUUGUGUUGCUGAUCGGGAAGUUUGAGUUUUUCGUCGUUGUUUUUUUUCCCCGGUCAGUGAACACAUGUGCGCAGAUCCAAACUGAUGGUGCAGAUGAGAGUUGAUUUUUUUUCGUUUUUCAAUCGGGCAGUCAGCACUAUGCAAGUACAGGCGAUACAUCUUCACAAGCCAACUAUACUUAGCUGUUUGUACUAUGAUAGUAGCAACUGUGUGAGCAGUGUACUUUGAUUUUUGUAUCUUAGAUCUUCCAAAAAACCCCACCAUUUACUGUGUGUUUGUGGUUCGUUUUUGCCUCUUUCUUUUUCUUUUUUCCUUUUCUUUCUGGUACUGACGAGCAGUCCGCUUCCCCCGCCGACGGCUCCAGAGGGGAGUAACCUCCAGAUCAGUGUUUUAUCAGGGCACUUUCACCCUAAGUCUGCAAGAUGCGACCGUUUGCGGGUUGUAGAUGGAGCUUAAACAGGACUACACAUGGAGACCAGUCAGCACAGCUGGAGACCUGAAUGACCCAACUGCACUUUGAACCCCUUUUUGUUUUAUUUGUUGUGUCCCGCUUUGCUUUCUUUUAACCUGCAUGUUGUUCUUGUCUUUUGUGUGUAUUUAAAAAAACAAAACAAAACAAAAGAUGCUUUACGAAGAAGAAGAAAAAAAGUAAUGAACCACUCAGAGUUUUAUUUCUUCAGCACAACUUGCAUACAGUAAGGUUUUUGUGCUGGUACCCUAAAAGAUCUUGUCUUGUUUAGUUCUUUUCUUUUUAUUUUGUUAAUACGUGUGUGAACGUUUGUCCCUGGAGCUUCCUGUGCGUUUGCAGAGAGUCCGUCUUCUUCUAAAGCCUUACUCCCCUCGACUGGCGUUCAGGUUUCCACGGCGGCUGACUGAUCUCUCCUCCUUGUUGUAUCAAGGCUCGCCUUCUUUUUUCUGCUGUUGAGGACGAUGAUGUACUUGGUGUGUGUGAGUGAGUGAGCGAGUGUGUGUGAGUGUGUUAUAUUGUUUCCAGACCUGGAACUAUUACCAUUUAAAACCCUAUUGAACACCUUCUUGUGGGAUUGAUUCAUGUUUGCUAGCACAAUAGCUCCCUAAACCCAAGAGGCAAUCCAGGCAGGCAGAAGCAAUCAGUCGUUAACAAAGUCUUUGAUGGGGAUUUUGAAUGCUGUGCUCCCAGAUCUGUGUUAUGUAUAUUGUAUAUGAUACACAUUUUGGACUCAUAUGUAAAUUUGCAUUAAUUGCUGACUAACAGCGAAAGAAUAUUCUAUUUAAUUCCUUCUCUCUUGGCUGUGGGAUCCUAGAUGUUUAACUGCAUGGAUGUACUGUAUCUCUGCAGAGUCAACUAGCAGCUGUGUGAUUUUUACACAAAAAUAAAAACGGCACAAUAUUUUAAAUGCUGCUCUCUUUACUGACUGCUGGGGAAAGAAAAAAAAAAAAAGGUGAUGUGGCAUUUUUGUUUUCCCACGUCUCCACAGCUCUGAUGAAGCCUGUGUGGUGUUUUUAAGGUAAUUACGUGUGUGUGUGUGUGGUCUUGAAAAUCUCCAGUUGCAGCUAACAGUGAAAAGAAGAGCAUCAAAUGUAUUUGUGAUGUAAAAAAAGCAGGAUUCCGGAUGAAAUCAUAGCAACCAGCUAAAACUGAAACAAAAACCGACCCACGUCAGGGACUUCAGUGCCACAAUGACGAGAGCAGAUGAUGAAGAUGCAAACUGAUGGCUGAAACCAGCACAUUUAAAAGCAUGUUCUCGCUUUGUCGUUAUUGCAGAUUGAUGGCUUUAAAGGUAAAUGAAAUCCAUUUUCUGUCACGGCUCCAUCUUACAAUAAAGUGGGCAGGAAGUCAAGGGAUUUGAAUGCUAAAUACUGCAGUCGGUCCUUCUGUGUCUUAAGUACAGCACUUCUGUACCUAAGACACCAACUUAAGAAUCCUGCGCAGCUCUUAAAUGUUUGAAGAUAUUUCUAAUCCACAAAGACUUUGAUGAGUAUUCCUGACAUGGAACUGGACUUAAAGUGGAGGACUAUGAAUUAAUUUCUAACUUAAUUUCAUAAAACCACCACCAUUUGGAGCAUAAAUCCAGAAAAGCUGUCAGCAGAAAAGACGAGAGACACUGAAUGGAUUUGAGCAGGUUUUAAUAGAUCUCUAGACGCUUUAUUGCUAGGCUGCUGUACAGACUGACCUCACAGAAAUCCUGAACAUAAUCAACUCCUCUAGUAUUUUCACUUUCCCAACUUUUAAUCUCUCCACUCAGUGAGUUUUAACUCCAGCAAGUACACCACUUCAACCAACUCAGAUGAAAGCUAUCAGAGAUCUGCAGAGGGGUACUUCAGGUCAUCCGAAUCACUGAAACCUCCUCUGAACUGAAGUUUCCUUCAAAUCUUUGUUUUAUUGAACUGUUGUGGAGGAGAUUAGUUUAAUCUUGCUGUGUUAGAAAGCUGAAUGCAGAAAAGAAACCGUUUCAGAGUGCGUUACAUCAGUUCUGGCUUGAAUCACAUUGAGUUGGCCUCUUAUCUACCGAGUAUGUUCUCUUACAGCAGGACAAAGAGCUCUAACGUAACAAUACAAAUCUCUGAGGUUAAACUUUGUCGUUGGCAAAA
Molecule: messenger RNA, 7195 nt
Organism: Scatophagus argus
Lineage: Eukaryota; Metazoa; Chordata; Actinopteri; Scatophagidae
Gene: reps1
Product: RALBP1 associated Eps domain containing 1
Exons: 19
Coding region: 637-3087 (816 amino acids)
Biological process (GO): endocytosis; endosomal transport
Cellular component (GO): cytoplasm; plasma membrane
Molecular function (GO): protein binding; calcium ion binding
Source: RefSeq, a predicted model, not a curated record